AUGGGCACUCGAGCUAAAUCUAUAAACUCAUGGUUGGAAAAUGAGCAAUCUGGUGAUAACAUUCUAGCAAUCUUUGGCAUGGGAGGGGAAAAGAGGGCAAGAAUAUCAAGUGUUUCUGAGGGUACAAGGAAGGUUGAGGAAGCCUUACAAGUGAAAAGGGUUCUUAUUGUUAUUGAUGACAUUGAUGAUCAUGACCAAUUAGAUGCUCUACUUGGAACAUGGGUUUCUCAUACCCAAAGCAAGAUCAUAAUAACAACUAGGCUUUUAGAUAUACGUGCAUGGUUCAGGUCCAUAUCUUGGGAGUGUGAGGUGCAAAAAUCUGAAUUGUUGAAUGAUGAGGAAUCAUUACAGCUUCUGAUUUGGGAUGCAUUUGGAUCCAAAAUUCGUAUGGAAGGUUUCAAGGAUCUCGGCAUACAGGUAGCACAAUAUUGUGGUGGAAAUCCACUAGCUCUUAAAGUAUUAGGUUCUUCUCUGUUUUUUGAUGCUGAAGAGUCAAGGUCAAAAAAUAGCAUGACAGAGGUUUGGAGAAGUACAUUGAAUUCACUGAAUUCAUUGAAAGGAGAUCUUGAUUGUAAAAUCCAAGAUAUACUACAAAAGAGCUUUGACUCAUUACCUUAUGCUAGUAACAAAGAGUUGUUUCUGCAUAUUGCUUUCUUCUUUGUUGGUGAAUAUGAGGGUUAUGUGGUAAAGAUUAUGGAGAAUGACUGGCAUGCAAAAGCUAGGAUCAGGACCCUCAUUAAUAGAUGCCUUCUUACUGUCUCACCAAGUAAAAAACUAAUGAUGCAUCAAUUGCUUCAAGAGAUGGCAAGAAACAUAGUCCUUCAAGAGUCCAAAGAUCCUGCAGCACGUAGUAGAGUCUUGCAAAAUGAUGAAUCUUAUCGUUUGUUGACAAAAGGAGAGGGUUCAAAAACAAUUGAAGGUCUAUCACUUGACAUGCAAAAGCUCAAAGAAGGGAUGAUGUCAAAUGUUCUUAAUUCAAUGAAGAUCCUAAAUCUUAAAGGGUCGUUCGAUCUUGUCAGUAUCCACCAUCUUUCCAGACUUCCUAAUCUUGAGACUUUGAUUCUCUCGCACUGUAUCAAUCUCAGUUUGACUCAUGUUUGUGAAAUCAUCGGAGGUCUUAAGAAGCUUUCUCUAUUGGACUUUGGAUGGUGUAAUCAUCUUGGGAAGGUUGCAUCAAAUAAGUAUGAAGAUCAACCGUUGGUCCCCUAUCCAGACUCGUUAAAGAUUCUGUUUCUUAAUGACUGGAACAUUGAUGGAAUAGAUGAUGAUCCAUUGUUUUUAAUUGAAGAGCUGCCCUUCUUUUACAAUCACAUGAAUUUGGUUAGUAAUUCGUUAAUGCUCCUGACCAAUUACACUUAUUAUGAAAUGCUUCGGGUAUUCGAUGUGCUGUAUGAAUAUGGUAUAAUGAGCACAUACCUUCAAGGCAUAAAGGCUCAAAGCUUGCCAACGUCUGAGUGUGGUGUCAGCCUUGAUUUCAUAGAUGAUGGUGAAGAAGAGCUAAAAUACAACAAAAAUUACAAGAAAGAGGAAGAAGUAAUUGGAGGAGAUCUAUCUGAAUUUGAGCUGACUACAGGAGCCUACUAUCUUUGUCGUCGCGAUUACUUCAAGUCAACCACUCCUGAUUGGUUAAAUAUAUUAUUUGGUGAUACCAUUUCACAUAAAGGUAAGUUCCUCUUUGAGCUGAUGCUUUCAUCAAGAUUAAGCAGCAAAUACUGA
Molecule: messenger RNA, 1716 nt
Organism: Lactuca saligna
Lineage: Eukaryota; Viridiplantae; Streptophyta; Magnoliopsida; Asterales; Asteraceae
Source: the annotation of a GenBank genome assembly